UCAGUUUCAUUAAUUAUUGAAUCGCUAAAAGGAUAAGCCCUUUUGGUAUCUUCUGUUUUGUGGGGUUUCAACUUCUUAACUUAUUUGUUGUUUGUAGUGUUCUCUAUUGAUAGUAAAUAGAAUUAGGGUGUGUAUUGUGUGAGUUUCCUGUAGAUGUUGUUAUCAUUACAAUCUUUUUUGAAUUUUGUGCAAUGCGUGCCGUUGACUGUUUGGUUGUGUUUCUUUUUUCUAGUAAUUGGUUGUUGCAGAGGGUAGAUUAGCUUUUCACAUUGCUUGUGGUGUAGUUUGGAAAGUUUUAGCUUUAAAUCAAGAUUUGGUUUUUCAUUGCGGGGUUGCUGAAUUUUGGUGAAUGAAAGUGUUCUGCAUUUUGGGGUUGCUGAAAUUUUCUCAUUUCUGAGCAGAUUUUGAUGCACAGGAUUGUUUAUGAAUUCUGGAGUUGCUGAAUUUUGCAAGUUGUCAGCAGAUUUUUAUGUUUGUUGCUGAAUCUGGAGUUUAGUUGAAUUUGAGUUCUCUUACAAUUGUUUGCGAAGCUUGAAAUUUUAGAACACUAGGUGUGUCAGUUUGGUGAAUUUAAGUGGUUUUGGAGUUCAUCAGAUGAAAUGGAUAGCAAUGGGCUUAAUGGCAAUCAGAGCACAAGGGAUUCAGAAGUACCAAACAAUGCUGAUGAACGGUGUGAUGCUACUUUUUCCGAUGAAUUAGAUGGCGGGAGAACAAGUUCUUCAUCACUUAAGGACAUUAGGUCUUCAGAUGAGCAUGUUGAUGAGUGUUUGACUCCAGAAAUGAAAUAUGAGAGAACACAUCGGAGUUCUAGUCCUCCACCUCUAGCUCGGAGAGGUUUGGAGCACUGCAUUACUGCACCUGUGACUAUUGGCGGAGGUCUUUUCCCUGAAGGCCAGGAUAUGGCAUUUUCAAGAUCUUUGACUGAGAGGAGGGUUAGUCCAAGACAUAAUCUAAUAUUGGAUAGACUCUCUGAACGUGGAAAGCAAAAGCUCAUUGUGGAUCUGGUAAAGAUUCAAGGGGAUGGAACAGUAGAGGUUGACCUUACUAAGAAUUUUAAUAAGUCAGUUCCAAAGUUGAAAAUCGUGGUGCUUAUUGUUGGAACCAGGGGAGAUGUUCAACCAUUUUUGGCUAUGGCCAAGAGACUUCAGGCGUUUGGUCAUCAUGUCAGGCUGGCAACUCAUUCUAACUUCCGCGAUUUUGUCAAAUCCGGAGGCAUAGACUUCUACCCAUUGGGUGGUGAUCCUCGGGUAUUGACAGGAUAUAUGGCCAGGAACAAAGGUCUCAUUCCUUCUGGACCAGGAGAGAUAUCUGUACAACGAAAGCAGCUAAAGGCUAUUAUUGAAUCUCUUCUUCCGGCUUGCACUGAGCCAGAUAUUGAAACUGGUGAACCUUUCAGAGCACAAGCGAUUAUUGCAAAUCCUCCUGCUUAUGGACAUGCACACGUUGCUGAAGCUCUUGGGGUACCCCUCCACAUCUUCUUCACAAUGCCCUGGACGCCAACUUAUGAAUUUCCUCACCCGUUGGCUCGUGUACCUCAACCUGCUGCGUAUUGGCUUUCCUACAUAGUCGUGGAUUUACUGAUCUGGUGGGGCAUAAGAGGUUUGAUCAACGAGUUUAGGAAAAAGAAGCUAAACCUUCCUCCUAUCGCCUACUUCAGUACAUACCACGGAUCACUUUCUCACUUCCCAACUGGCUACAUGUGGAGUCCACAUGUUGUGCCAAAGCCUAAAGAUUGGGGCUCUUUGGUUGAUAUUGUUGGCUAUUGUGUCUUAAACCUUGGGAGUAACUACCAACCUCCUGAAGAUUUUAUCAAGUGGAUCCAAAAUGGGCCUAAACCUGUAUAUAUUGGGUUUGGGAGCAUGCCUCUUGAAGAUACCAUUAAAACUACAGAUAUAAUUUUGGAGGCACUAAGGAAUACUGGGCAGAGGGGAAUUCUUGACCGAGGUUGGGGAGAUCUUGGUACUUUUCAAGAUAUUCCUGAAGAUGUUUUUCUUGUUGCGGAGUACCCUCAUGAUUGGCUUUUUCCUCAAUGCGCAGCUGUUGUUCAUCACGGUGGAGCUGGAACCACAGCCGCGGGACUACGUGCUGGGUGUCCAACAACUAUAGUACCGUUCUUCGGUGAUCAAUUCUUCUGGGGCGAUAGAAUUCAUCAAAAGGGACUGGGACCUGCUCCAAUUCCUAUUGAGCAGCUUAGUGUAGAAGGACUCUCUGAUGCUAUAACAUUUAUGCUCCAGUCUGAUGUGAAAUCGCGAGUAAUGGAACUAGCUGUAUUAUUAGAGAAGGAAGAUGGUGUUGCAGGUGCAGUUGAUGCUUUCCACCGGCAUUUGCCUUCAGAAAUGCCAUUGCCAACCCCGUCUUAUCAUGAGGAUAUCGAUGGUCCAAAUCCGUUACAGUGGCUUUUCACAAGGAUUGGAAGAAUCUGUUGCCUGCCUUGUGGUUCUUAGCUCAGAUACUGUAUUCAUAGUUGUUUCAUAUUUUAUUUAUUAAUUGGUUCAACAUAUCAUUCUUUUUUCUUGGCUUGUAAAAUAAUAAAGCAAGUUACAUGGCAAAACUUUAUAGACAUAUUAUUACUAGUUUUUUCAUA
This is a messenger RNA of Solanum tuberosum (potato), 2584 nucleotides long. RefSeq names its product sterol 3-beta-glucosyltransferase UGT80B1. The transcript has 15 exons. Gene Ontology annotation, molecular function: UDP-glycosyltransferase activity; hexosyltransferase activity. Gene Ontology annotation, biological process: carbohydrate metabolic process. Bases 600 to 2444 code for a protein of 614 amino acids. NCBI's taxonomy places the organism in Eukaryota, Viridiplantae, Streptophyta, Magnoliopsida, Solanales, Solanaceae. The record is from RefSeq and is a predicted model, not a curated record.